Homo sapiens (human) is the source of this 1511-nucleotide messenger RNA. RefSeq names its product ACD shelterin complex subunit and telomerase recruitment factor (gene ACD). Gene Ontology annotation, biological process: telomere maintenance; telomere capping; telomere maintenance via telomerase. The transcript has 12 exons. Gene Ontology annotation, molecular function: telomeric repeat DNA binding. The record is from RefSeq and is marked reviewed. Gene Ontology annotation, cellular component: telomerase holoenzyme complex; nucleus; shelterin complex. Lineage: Eukaryota; Metazoa; Chordata; Mammalia; Primates; Hominidae. The coding region runs from base 41 to 1417 and encodes 458 amino acids.
AAACCCGGGCCCGUUGCAUCCGCUGGGUGUAGCCGUGGGGAUGGCAGGUUCGGGGAGGCUGGUCCUACGGCCCUGGAUUCGGGAGCUGAUUCUGGGGUCAGAGACACCCUCCAGUCCACGAGCCGGGCAGCUGCUUGAGGUACUACAGGACGCCGAGGCCGCGGUCGCGGGCCCAUCCCACGCCCCUGAUACGUCCGACGUCGGGGCCACGCUGCUUGUGUCUGACGGGACCCACAGUGUCCGAUGCCUGGUGACGCGGGAGGCCCUGGACACCUCGGACUGGGAGGAGAAGGAGUUCGGCUUCCGCGGGACAGAGGGCCGGCUGCUGCUGCUGCAGGACUGCGGGGUUCAUGUCCAGGUCGCUGAGGGCGGCGCGCCCGCAGAGUUCUAUCUCCAGGUGGACCGCUUCAGCCUGCUGCCCACGGAGCAGCCCCGGCUACGGGUGCCUGGUUGCAACCAAGACUUAGAUGUUCAGAAAAAGCUCUAUGACUGCCUUGAGGAGCACCUUUCAGAGUCCACCUCGUCCAAUGCAGGCCUAUCACUGUCCCAGCUUCUGGAUGAAAUGCGGGAGGACCAGGAGCAUCAGGGGGCACUCGUGUGCCUGGCUGAAAGCUGCCUGACACUGGAGGGCCCUUGCACAGCACCCCCUGUCACCCACUGGGCUGCCUCACGAUGCAAGGCCACGGGAGAAGCUGUGUACACUGUCCCCAGCUCAAUGCUGUGCAUCUCUGAGAAUGACCAGCUAAUUCUGAGCUCUCUAGGCCCCUGUCAGAGGACACAGGGCCCUGAGCUGCCCCCACCAGACCCGGCUCUGCAGGACCUAUCUCUGACCCUCAUAGCCUCUCCUCCUUCCUCACCCAGUUCCUCAGGAACCCCGGCCUUACCCGGCCACAUGUCAUCCGAGGAAAGUGGUACCAGCAUCAGCCUUCUGCCUGCCCUGUCCUUGGCUGCUCCAGACCCAGGGCAGAGAAGCAGCUCCCAGCCCUCACCAGCCAUCUGCUCAGCCCCUGCCACCCUGACCCCCAGGUCCCCACACGCCAGCCGUACCCCCAGCUCCCCACUCCAGAGCUGCACUCCCAGUCUCUCACCCCGUAGCCAUGUCCCCAGUCCACACCAGGCUCUUGUGACCAGGCCCCAGAAACCUAGCCUGGAGUUCAAGGAGUUUGUAGGGUUGCCCUGCAAGAAUCGGCCGCCUUUUCCCAGGACCGGAGCUACCAGGGGAGCCCAGGAGCCCUGCUCUGUCUGGGAACCCCCAAAGAGGCAUCGUGAUGGUUCUGCCUUCCAGUAUGAGUAUGAGCCACCCUGCACGUCCCUCUGUGCUCGGGUCCAAGCUGUCAGGCUUCCUCCCCAGCUCAUGGCCUGGGCCUUGCACUUUCUGAUGGAUGCACAGCCAGGGUCUGAGCCAACUCCGAUGUGAGACGUCACGCAGGACAGAUACCGCUCCACACUCUGCUUCCUUUGAGUUUUUUAAUAAAAUAAUCUCAUGCGGCAGGAGAGGAGAGGAUCAGGGA